Enterobius vermicularis (human pinworm) is the source of this 1554-nucleotide messenger RNA. NCBI's taxonomy places the organism in Eukaryota, Metazoa, Nematoda, Chromadorea, Rhabditida, Oxyuridae. The record is from the annotation of a GenBank genome assembly.
AUGGAUUCUGCGAAGGAACCACUUAAUUCGUCAAAAAAUCAACUUCAGGAGAAAAUUUCGAAUCUUCCGGAAAAACCGGCAGUAAAAACUAUUGACGAUUUCAUCGAGUUGGGUUUGUACACACUACUGAUAUGCUUUACAUGCGAAUUGAAUAUCUUAGUUCAAGUAUGUACCAUGAUGUACAUGGUUCAUGCAGGUGCUUCACCAGUUAUUACCGGUUGCGGAGACGUCGAUUUUAAUGGAACUGACUGGUGUGAUGGUUUAGCUGAACUACGUAAGGAAACGGGAUGCAUUCCAAAACUUGAGUACCAAUUUUACUCUGUCAAUGUUGAAUAUGAUCGACUUUGUGAGGAUUCAGCAGACGUCAAAAACAGUAUAUCGCUACAAAUGAUUGGUGUUUUAAUUGGAACUGCUAUUUUUGGCCAAAUUAGCGAUGCUGUCGGAAGAAAAUUGUCGCUGAUUUUCUGUUUGAUUGGUAUGAUUAUAUUUGGUUACGUAACUGCAACUGCGAAUACGUUAAGUAUCUUUACUUUGUGGCGAUUUACUGUGGGUCUUUUUUGUGGUGGUCAUCUGGCAGUUUUAAACGUUUAUAUGUUAGAACAAAUACCCCGUAAACAUAGCUUUUGGAUAGCUGGAGUAGUUACUUGGUCACCAAACUUUAUUCUCUUAGCUGUUGUUUCGUAUUAUUCACAAGACUGGAGAACGUAUUCUAAGGCCAUUGCCUUUUUGGAAAUACCAGCGUUGAUGUUCUUGCUAGUCUCAUGCGAAAGUCCUCGUUGGUUUAUGAGGAAAAGAAAAUUUAGCCAAAUGAAGAAAAGUCUUCAAUUUAUGAGGUAUGGGAUAAAGAACAGUGAGAAUACCGAAGAGGAGCUGAAUCGGUUAAUUGAGUAUGAAAACAAAAAAAUUGAAGUCAGCUCCAAGUCACGGUAUUGCAUUUUACACCUAUUCUACACCAAACAACUGGCUAUAUACACAGUAACUUUAAGCUAUGGAUACUUCUUCCUUAAUGUUAUCAAUUACGGUCUAAUGUUUAAUCUUGGUUCUUUAUCUGGUUCUAUUUACUGGAAUGCAGCGUAUUAUGGUGUGCUCCGAUGGAGCUUGAAUAUUCUAACUGGUCUUAUAGAUCUUAUUUUUAAACAGUGCGGUCGGAAAAUUGUUCAACUAUUUUCUAAUGCCCUGAUUAUAGUGUCUUUAUUGAUCAUGUUUGGAAUCCUUGCAUAUAACGCUACUGAGCAGAUGCACCUUCUACUCCGAUUUGAUACACUAGGAGCUGCAGCGCUAACUUCACAAAAUUAUGUUAUUAAAAACGUAGUAGUGGUGGAACUUUAUCCAACUGCUAUAAGGAAUACUGCUUACGCAUUUACAGGACUAGCUGCUACAAUUGGGACAAUGCUUGCUUCUCAGAUAUUCUUACUGAGCGGGAUUUGGUCGGCGCUACCGUAUCUAUCGAUGGUUACAAUGGCUUUUGUAGAAUUGCUCGGAUUCCAGUUUCUCAUUCCGGAGACUAAACAUGCUACUAUGAUGGAUCAACUUCCGCGGAGAAGCAAGAAAUAA